This is a messenger RNA of Colossoma macropomum (tambaqui), 2003 nucleotides long. RefSeq lists its product as uncharacterized. Lineage: Eukaryota; Metazoa; Chordata; Actinopteri; Characiformes; Serrasalmidae. The record is from RefSeq and is a predicted model, not a curated record. The transcript has 5 exons. The coding region runs from base 196 to 951 and encodes 251 amino acids.
CGGUGAGUCAUCGGAGCUGCCGGAGAAGCAGCACUUGUUGAAUGAGCUCUCUGUCAUUCGGCGGCUGUUUGGCGGUGCAGAAACACGAAGAGCGGGUUCAUCCUUAAAGAACAUGAACUGAGGGUCUGCUGGACAAACCUGCAGCUGUACAACGAUUCAUCACCCACCGCUACGGCGUCAGGACAAGUGUUUUUGAUGUCUGCACGGCGACUGUCACUUUGGCCAUGUUUGCACGCUGCCCUGAGCUAUGGGGUCUUCUUCCUGACGACGCUGCCAGACAUAACCGCAGGUCAAAACUGCUCUUACCCGAUUAUGCCAGAGCACGUCGGCUUCUCCUGCAAGCCCUCGCCGUGCAGAGGGUUCCCUCCAAGGAGCUACAUCUACUACUUCUGUGAGCCGGGCUACGCCCUGCAAAAAGUCCACCGCUCCAGGUGCCACAAAGGGCACUGGAGCCCCGGUGUGCCCUUAUGUGUGGCUAACUCAGCAGGGCAUGCUAAAAAUGAAGACAGAGUGACCAAUUCCAUUCCAAGUGUGGCUACGACUGCUGUUGGAGUGUCCAUAUUCCUUCUCACCACCACGGCCUGCAUGGUUGUCAAGUCCCGACUGUACCCCUGCCAGUCCCAAAGUAGGCGAUCCUCUGAUCAGCUGGACUUGGUGGUGGACGGUUUGCCCGUGUCUCUGCCAACCUAUGAGGAGGCAGUGUAUGGCAGUUGGGGACAGCGCCUACCACCCUUACGGGGACCCACUCAACUCCUGCUGGCCUCGUCUGAACACAGCCCCUUAUCGUCCCUCAUUCAGCCAGAGUCCAGUCAGUGUGCAGAUGCGUCCAAUCGGAGCACCGAGGCGCCGCCACCGCCUUAUGAGGAGGUGCCGCUGCGGGCUGCGGAUGAAGGCAACGAGGGAGAAGCGAGGGCUUCGCACAUUGCACUUUCUGUGGAAAAGGACAACUAACUGACGGGCUUGUCAGCUCACCUUCAGCCUACUGAUUGUCAGUCCCCUUGCACUAGAAUGCCAGUGGUUUGUGCCUAUCAGCCUAGGUUCACCCUCAGCUUCAAAAGAUUUUUGAGUAAUUGAAGUUUGUAACUUUUUUCUUGAUCUUAAUGAAAUCGUGGAGCUGAGAGGGUGAAGAUAUUUAGCAAAAUAGUGACAGUGUUUGCAUGAUGGCUGUUUUUUUUAUAUACAUAUAUAUCUAUAUAUAUAUAUAUAAAAGUUUUUUUUUUUUUUAAGUGAUGUGCACAGCGAUGUUGAUUGUGUCGAUGUUUUCAGUAGAGCUGAAGACGUUCAUUGUUGACCUCAGUGAGGAGACUUGACCACAGUGGUCUUAUGGACUUAUUUAAUAACAGGCAUAUUAGGGGACUAUGACUUUCUGCUGUAUGACUGCAAAUGCAGCUGUAAACGAUCAUUAUUCUACAGGUGACACUGGAAUUUGGGAUUUAAAUCCCAUAAAUGCACAUAUUAGUCAAAAAAAUUGCCUUGCCCACUUGAGACCCUGUAGCCUGGGUGCUGAUUUGUGAUCACUUGGGAUGUUUCUGCCCCAACAGACCUGCGACAAGCUUUUACUUUGCACCAAACCUCCCUUGGAUCUCUCUCUUUAAAUCCCUUCACUCUUAUCAUUUCAGGUUUGCCGAGACAUUUAAGGCUUUUGUUUAACAGGUGGAUUAUUGUAAAUAGCAUUACAGUUGUAUAAACUCAUGCCUUCCACCCAAAUCCUUUCUAUCUGUUCCCUGAUGCUGGUUAAUAGGAGGAUGGAGUGAGCGUAAACUUGAAGCACACUUACUGUUAAGGACAUUCUAAUUUUUCCCUUUUCUCUUUAACUGAAAACAUUAAUCUAUAAUAUAUAGAUCUAAUCUAUGAUAUGUUGCGAUUAAAUUUACAUUUUUUUAAAUUGUAUAUAACAUUUCUCAAGAUAUAUAUAUAUCUAUACAUAAAUAUAAAAGUAUUAAUGGUAAAAUUGCUAAACCUUUUUGAACUGAAUGUUAUUAAAUCUGUAAUUUUUAAACUGA